AAAGCGGUAUCAGCUGAAAGGCAUAACUGUUCGGGUUGUACAUUUUGAGUUAUUUUUCCAGCUGACGCAUUCCUUGUCCAAACGGGUGCAAGGAAUAAGACGCUUAAUGCAAAUGUCCCAAAUAAAGACAGGGGUUGUGUAAACGAAUAUAUGAUAAUAAUCGUAAAAGGGUUAUAAAAAAAAUUACAAAGGAAAGAAAAAAAUAAACUGGUAAUCGAACGAGUAAAAAAUGAUGAAAUCAAUCGUGCCGCUGCUUCUCCUGUUGGCGCUCGCCUUCACCCAAACGGUUAGACUUCAAAUAAUGAACGAUGUCCCUUUGAUCAAUUACCAAAUGGUCCCUUCGCAAAGAUGGAAGGUGUCCGCAAAGGAGUUGGUGAAGUUGAAGGAAAAAUUGAAGACCUUUGUGGCGGCAGAAAUUCAGAAAGAAGGAUCCAUUCUGCUUCGAAAGUAUUACAAGGAAUUUUACACGUCAGAUGAACAAGCGGAUGAAGCCCAGUCUGGGGAAUCUCCCCGGGAAAAGGAAACUGAGGAUACGCCUCCCUCUGAAAAGGCAGAAAUGGGUGACGAAGACGAAGUGAGUAACACCUUCGAUGUAAAUGGUCCUAUACAAUUAAUUUAAAUUUUGUGGAAAGGAACGAAGAAAAAAAAAAAAGGUUAAUCUCUUUUGUCACUGCGUUGUGCUGUUCGCGUAAAUAUAUACGUGCGGCUCUUGUUUAGUUCCAUUUGUUUUAUUUUUUUAUUUUAUUAUUAUAUUUUUUUUUUUCACAUUUUGAUACAUUAACGUGUUAACAGUGUGGCAUGCAAACGUUUCCACAUGCUGAUGUUUGUUGACACUCACUUGUGCCGUUGUGCUUAACUAUAUGC
Molecule: messenger RNA, 864 nt
Organism: Plasmodium coatneyi
Lineage: Eukaryota; Apicomplexa; Aconoidasida; Haemosporida; Plasmodiidae
Exons: 6
Coding region: 230-619 (129 amino acids)
Source: RefSeq, a predicted model, not a curated record